UGGAGGUUCAAUAUGGUGAAACCAGGAAAGCAGCCAAGAGUGAAAGGCAAUCUCAAGCCUGCGAGUAGCAGUCGAGCGGCCGAUUUAGCUGCUAGUGCUGCGACACCUUUGACAUUCCAGAAUUUGGGCGCGUUUGCUCAGUUCGCCGGUGCAUCGCCUGCUCUUGCCUUGCACACUUCACGACCGGGAACACCGACUUCUUCCGAUGGAUUGAACGAUACCAACCCUUCGUCACAACUGGAUCCUGAACUGAUUGUCAUUAUCAAGAAAACGUCCAAGCGCGACUCGGUCACUAAAUUGAAAGCGCUAGAGGAAUUUGAAGCCUACUUGAAUGGCAAUCCAAAAACUAUCUCAGCGAUUCUACCGACUUGGGUCUCGAUGUAUGUUAAACUGGCCAUCGAUGUGGAUCGACGAGUACGCUUGGCAACCAAUAAUGUUCAUAUGCUGAUCACUGUUCAUGCAAAAAAGAAGCUGGCUCCCUUCUUGAAAGGAUUUAUUGCCACUUGGCUGAUCUGCAUUUUCGAUCCAAGCAAGGACGUGGCUCGCGCGGCCAAAAAAGCGUUCGAGUCUGUAUUUGCUGAAGACAAGCGUGCUGGAGCCAUUGCAUUCUGCCAAAAAGAGAUCCUCGACGUAUUGAACGAUAUGAUUUUGCAAAAGACGCCAGAAACGUUGAGUGACGCUCGUUAUGUUUCAAAGGAUGAUAUGGAAGCCAAAUUUGCUCGAGUCGUCUCCGCUAGCUUUUACAGCUUAGCUCACCUCAUCGAGACUUUAGCAUUGGAGGAACGACAAAAAUGCAUUGGAGAUUACGACGGAUUUUUCGACAACAGCGAGUUUUGGAAAUAUGUAUCACAUGACAAUCCGCUCAUUCGUCGAUCGGUUUAUCAUCUCAUCAAGGUGCUUUUGUUACAGUGGGAAGACGUACUAUUGCCUCGUCUUGAAAAGAUCUGCCCUGGUUUCUUUACCGCUGUGUUCACCGAGAAGGAAGCAUCCACUCACGCGGAUAUGUGGGACGCCGUGCUGUUGUUAACAAAGACCUUUCCCGAAUCUUGGCUAGUGGCUAGCAAGAAGAAACCGAUUCUGCCCAAGUUGUAUGCAUUUCUCCGAAUGGCAUUGAAUGGUUCCGUCAACAUUUCUUAUCCAAGUUUAUUGGCAUUGUGUGCCAAUUUACCUAACGAGUUGAAAGAUGCGCCAUCGUUUUACAAAGAUCUCUUUAGCAACUUUUGGAAAGGGCUCCAUACGGAUACUUUUGACAAAUCAAAUGCUCAUCUAUUCUUCAACGCGUAUAUGGAAUGUAUUGUGUAUUUUGCAGUGAACCAAAGUAAAAAGACAGAUGAUCAAGUGGCCCAAAACACCGUGACCGAUCUCAUGGACAUAUUUUGGGAGGCGGUUCAGAUUUUCUUUGUCGGAUCUCGAAGUAGAGUCGAGGAAAAGCUCAAUGUCAACACCACCACCGUAAUUGCCAAACAUUUAGCGGUGGUGGCAGCAAUUCCCAGCAUGAAAGAUUAUAUGAGCGGUUUCUGGUCGAAUCUGGAUCUCGUUUUCUGCCAGACGGUGAUCGAUUGCAAAGCUCCUACGGGUGAAAUGGAUAUGGGCGAAUUUAGUCUCAAAGUAGUGCACUUCCUCGAUGCAUUAUGCGCUGACUUGAAGUCCACUUCAACGGAUACCACGGAGGCCUGUCAAAGUCAGAUCGGUGGCAUUGUGCGGCGAUUAUUGACCACUUCGUUGGAAUCGAGUCUGGUACAUAAAGACAAAUCGCCUUCUUUGCUUCAGCUGGCAUACCAUCUAUUGAGUCGACAUGCACGCUUCCUGUUCCAUUCGUCGAGCGAUGAUGAUAAAAUCGUUCAUCUUUGCAAGUUGCUACUGGCGCUUUUGGCCGACGGGCCCCGUGAAUCGAUUUCGCCCUUGUUCGCUGUCUAUACUGCAGUAUUGAUAAAAAUUCCGGGUACUUCUCAAUCAAAGGAUCUGUGGAAUACGGUGAUGGCAAAACUGGUUACCAUGGCCGACGAGACUGCUUCGUUGGAUGACAAACUUCAACAAGCGAAUGCAUUGAUUGCUUUGUUGGAACAGUGCGCAUCCUUAAAUUUGGAUUCUAGUUACCAAUGCUCUGACUUGGAUAUCUUGGUUCACCGAUAUUCCAUCCAUCAGUCGACGUGGUCGACUUUCUCUGAAUCGAGUGCUUUACGCUUCUGUGUGGAACGGGUGACUGAGCUCAGCUUAUUAUUGCAUCUAUCGUUCGAUAUUUUAUCCAAGGCAACAGCCGAUUCUUUAUACAAAGAAUUGGAGAUGGUUAUGGAGAAAUUUACCAGCUUGUACUAUGCAUACAAUGAACAGACAAAGCAGACCGACAACAUUUCGCAACUCUUCUAUAUGACAGAAGCUGUCUUGGGCGUUUUGAAGCAUAUAUUGAAUCGCGACCACUUGUUAUCGCUCUUGCAAGGACCUUUCCGAAAUCUGCCGCAACAUAUUUUCGAUGCCAUGUUUAUGGAACACGUUCUGAGUGCCAGCUCCGAUAAUGAGCAGAACCAGCACCUGGCAAACAUUGUUCAAUUAGCAUCCAGCUUAUGGAAGGAAAUGUUGCAGACAUUGGAGGGCCAAGAGGCUCAAGUGACAGUGGAUUUGCGCCGAGCUGUAUUGCAACGUGUUCAUUCUUCCAUCAGUGACAUUCGCUGCUCCUCAAGUCCUUAUGAUUCGGUCCAACGAGUGAAAAGAUACAUCACCGAUCUUUGUUCACACGAUUCAACCGCACGACAAGAAGCGCUCGAUGUUUUCUUUGGAGAUUCUCAGAAAUGGAAGGACCUGUCGUCCGUUUUCGAGCUGUAUUCUUCAGAAUAUCUUGGUCUCUCGGUGACCGAUCGUUAUGCCGCUCUGGUUCAAUCACAACUUGUGGAUAGUGACGAACUGCCGUCGAUAAGCUAUGAUCUCUAUGGCUUGAGCGCUUAUGCUCGUCACAUCCUAUUCGUUACGGAAUAUAUUCUCGAUGUCGGCGUACAUGAAUUCUUCUUUGCAAAUGAUGACCAAGAUUGGAUGCUGCAGCAGCUCAUGACAACGAGCAUUGAAUGUCGAUAUGGUCUUGAGAUGCGUGGGCUUUGCCGUAUCUGGAACCAUCAAGCCACCGAAAGUUACGUUAUCAUGGAAACAUUUGUUCAACAUGCCGAAACCAUUUACGGACAGUGGGUGGAAUCAGCCGUCUCGCUGUCGUGUUCCAACGAAUGGAUGUCUCUACUGUAUCAUCAUUUACAGGCGAACGAAAACAUUCCUUCGGAAGAGCGGUUACUAUUAUGGACAGCCGAUCUUGUUAAAUCGAUACCUAAAAUGACGAAUGAUGUGGAAGACACGACUAGUCCGCAACAAGCAGCUGCUGCUCAACUCUUGGAACAGACUUUGACCGCAUUAUUGAAGCACUGUCAAUGGGAUCCCGCCUCGCUCAAUUUAUGGCUUGAUUUAGUAAAGAAUGAAACUCUUCAAGUGCAUUUGCUUGCGAAGUUCGCCAUCAUCAUGGCCAUCAAAGAUCAUAUCGGAGAUACACAGAGUUUCAGAAAUCUUCAAAGUGAUCUGACGAGUAAAUUAUCCAGUGUAACAACGAUGGAAGCGCUUGAAGAAGAGACGAACAGCAAAGCUUGGAGUUAUAUGGUCCUGUUGAACGCAACCUCUCUCAAAUUUGGCGGUAUAUCGAUUCCCCCUCAGCGAUUAAUGCACUUGGUGCUAUCGAUUCGUAAAUGGUUUGAACCUUCUUCCGCUGAAGACAAUCUUUCCACACUACAACGUAUCCGGGUGUCUGUUCAAUUAGCGCAACUGUGUAUGAACAUUGCAGAAACCAUCCAAGAUGUCUCUGGCGGACAAUGGGAUUUUUUCCUCCAACGAUGUUACGAGUGGGCAGCGUUUUCGGAUGCUUCUACGCCGGAGGAAUUACCAGUGAUUUAUUACGCAGUUUUACUGUAUCAGAAGCUUCAAGAUCUCGCAGUGGACGGCACGGACGAGUUGUCUUGCUGUGUAAAAGAGCAUGCAUCUUCCAUGGGCAACGCCCUGUUGAAGCUGCUUGCCAAUGAGCGUGCGGCAAAAGAGCCCAUUUCCAGACCCAGACAAGCAUAUCAGGAACUGUUGGCCGAUGUUCACGAACACAUACCAGAGAAAGUUUUGUUAUCCCACGUAGGAUUUAUGCCUGAUUUCUCUGCGUUACUGAAUGCAUCGAACGUAGUAAUCCAGCAGCGAGCUUAUUCGCUUUUGCGUGGUCAUGUACAACAUACAGCUCAGGAACUGUCGGUGAAUUUGGAAUUUAAUGCCACGAACGAACAAGAGGUCAGUGCAGAAAUUGAAAAGCAUAUCCUCCAUGGAUUGCAACAAGCGCCUAAUCUAUCCAAAUGGCAUACUUCCGAAUUUGGUGACGAGGAAUUACACACGGUCCUGGGUUAUAUGUUAUCUUGGCAGCUGAUGUUUGACCAUUUCAAAGAUAUUACCUUCAAGUUGAAACAAGAAUACACAGAACAGUUGAAGGAAUCCAAUGUAGUCGAUCCAUUGCUUCGAAAUCUCUUCCGCAUUUUGGGCGUCGGUGCUGGACAAGAGGCUGUGCCUUUUGACUUGCAUCCAUGGGAUAUCACUACUUACGAUAUUGAAGGGUUUGAUGCCACUUCUGAGUUGAGCUAUGUUUUGCUUGCUUCACAUUUGUACUAUCGAGCGCUCGUGCAUAUUCCAUCGCUGGUCAGAUUAUGGUGGGUGGAUUGCAAAAAUCGUCAGCUGACCAUCGCAGUGCAAAGUUAUACGGAAAAACAUUUCAGUUCCCGUUUGAUUGCCAAUGAACUGGAUCUUUUAAUCCGUCCUGAUAUCAAGACUCAACUGGAAGAUAACGAUGACAAUGAAUUUUCCGUCAAGGCAAUGAAAGCAGCCAACGAAGUGUCAGCGACGUAUCGCGUGGAUGAACAAGAUAUGCAAAUUGUUAUCAAAUUACCGGCCAAUUAUCCUUUGCGACAAAUUGAUGUUGAGGGCGUGCAGAAAGUGGGAGUGAAUGACAAACAAUGGCGAGGAUGGAUCCUAGCCAUCACGUCCAUUAUUGGAUCACAGAACGGAAAUAUCGUGGAUGCCCUAACAAUAUUCAAGCGAAACGCCAACCUUCAUUUUGCUGGUGUCGAAGAUUGUACCAUUUGUUAUUCCAUUAUUAGUGCUCAGGAUCGAUCGAUUCCCAGCAAACAAUGUCGUACCUGCAAGCACAAAUUCCACGCAAGCUGUCUUUAUAAGUGGUUCCGAUCAUCCAAUUCAGCUAGUUGUCCUCUUUGCAGAACCGUAUUCUAGGCUUUUUGAAUUUUUUUUUUAUUGGCCAUUAUUUCCCAUUCCAGCUCGAUCGUCGAUGUAUUUACUCGAAAAGUUGUAGCUUUACUAUUUUGAUAGACAGACUGAGCUCUACAGCACGAGUAACAUCCUAG
Messenger RNA from Radiomyces spectabilis, 5414 nucleotides. RefSeq lists its product as uncharacterized. Gene Ontology annotation, cellular component: RQC complex; cytosol. The transcript is spliced from 28 exons. The coding region runs from base 13 to 5283 and encodes 1756 amino acids. Gene Ontology annotation, biological process: rescue of stalled cytosolic ribosome; ribosome-associated ubiquitin-dependent protein catabolic process. Gene Ontology annotation, molecular function: ribosomal large subunit binding; ubiquitin protein ligase activity; zinc ion binding. NCBI's taxonomy places the organism in Eukaryota, Fungi, Mucoromycota, Mucoromycetes, Mucorales, Radiomycetaceae. The record is from RefSeq and is a predicted model, not a curated record.